Messenger RNA from Cuscuta campestris, 1833 nucleotides. The record is from the annotation of a GenBank genome assembly. Lineage: Eukaryota; Viridiplantae; Streptophyta; Magnoliopsida; Solanales; Convolvulaceae.
ACCCAAAUCUUGAUCGGUUUUAUAAACCCGGAAAAUCCGAUUUUGUGCCCGAAUCCGAGGCAGGUGCUUGAAUGGGUAUUUUGGUAAUGGGUGUUCCGUUUAUGGAGAAAGAUUCACAGUGAAUGUAAAGGGCAAGAAAGGGAGUGAAUAUUGUUUCCCCUUUUGCCCCCCUUAUUUUCCCUUUAUUUAUUUAUAUUCUUCACCCAAAAGGGUGUCUUUUAAUGAUAAUGAAAAAAUGAAGAAGAAAGGUAAUGAGAGUGUCAAUGAAGCUCCAAAGCCUAAAGAGAGACACGUUGUUUCUUGGUCCAAAGAGGAGGAUGAUGAACUAAGGGAGCAGAUCAGACUCCAUGGGACAGAGAACUGGGCUGUCAUUGCAUCAAAGUUCAAGGACAAAACAGCCAGGCAAUGCAGGAGGAGAUGGUUCACUUAUUUGAACUCUGAUUUUAAGAAGGGAGGAUGGUCACCUGAAGAAGACAUGCUCUUAUGUGAGGCACAGAGGAUUUUCGGCAACAGAUGGACUGAAAUUGCAAAGGUGGUCUCCGGCAGAACAGAUAAUGCGGUGAAGAACCGGUUCACGACACUGUGCAGAAAGAAGGCAAAGAAUGAUGCAUUUGGUGCUAACAAGGAAAACAAAAAACCAUUCAUUAAUUUAAACAAUAAGAGGAUUAGCUUUUCAAGUGAAGUCAAUAUCAAUAAGCUAAGGAAGAACCAUAUAUCGGAUCUUCGAGAUAUUUGCAGUAAUGGAGAACAAUCACGUUUGGCUUUUAAUACAACAAAUCAGCUGGAAAGAUCUCCAUUCUCAGUAAUAGCUCAAAACCUCCCUAAUUUCGGGACCAGUUUGGCGAGCAAUGUCAACAUUAAGCAUGCAACCAAAGAUGCAUCUAUGGGUAAAACUGAAGGAGUGUUUCUUAAGAAGGAUGACCCAAAGAUUCUUGCGUUGAUGCAACAAGCAGAACUGCUGAGCUCUUUGGCACUCAAAGUGAAUUCUGAAAAUUCAUAUGAGAGUCUUGAAAAUGCAUGGAAGGUAGUGCAAGAUUUUAUCAAUGAAAAUGAAGGCAGAGUGCUCAAGAACCAAUUUUCUCAGAUGAAUAUACAAGUUGAUGAUUUUAAGGGCCUAGCAAAGGAAUUGACAAGAACUAAUGUCUCUCCUCAAUCAUCUUUGAGUAAACCAUCUGUUGUAUCCGAAGAUUCAACGGGCAAAUCCGAGUCUAAUCCCUGCAAUGCAGCUUGUUCUAAAGAUGCAGUAGAAACUUGUGAGGAAGCUAGUGCCAAUGGUAGAGCAAUAUGUGAAUAUUCAGCCGAACAAUGUGACUCCCCUCUGCUUGUAACUCCGUUGUUCAGAAUGCUAGCUUCUGCCAUUCCCAGCCCAAAAUUUUCUGAAAGUGAGAGACAAUUCCUUGUGAAAACAUUUGGAAUGGAUCGCGUGUCGCCAAAUCCAAGCACAAAUAAUCCUUCUCAUCAUCGCCCGUCUUGCAAGAGAGUGCUCCUACAUAGCCUAUGAUCGAUCCACUCGUCCUUGAUCACCACUUCUAUUUCAUUUGCAUCUAUAUUUUCUUCGCUUUGCAUCAUUACGACCCGAGUUUUUUCCAUAGGGGCAUGUGAAGAUCUCGGUCUCCAUUCUAGGACGCUACGGAGCGUCCUAGUUUUUUUUUCAAUCGUUGAAGAUCUACAAAAUGAUCUCCAUCGUCAUAGGCUCUAUCUUUCGUCAUAUUUUUUUGUGUCGCGUCACAUUCUUUGGUUUGUUGAUCGGAACUCGAAUGAAGGCAUUCGGUGUUCCGGGAAGUUCUUAUGUAGCAUAAGAAUGCCAAUUGUACAUAAAUAUGAUAUGUUUUG